AGACGGGGGCAGUGAAGCAUAGGAGGCCAUCGAAAGGCCUACCGCUCAGUGUUCACGUCACUUAACUGGUCCGGCGAAUAGUGUGUGAAGUCUCUCCUUGGAGACACCAUGACGGUCAUCGAGCCCGAUCCGGUUCUUGAGGAGAAUCCCAUAGCCAACAACGUGAAUGUGGAGGGCUCGGUGGAAGAAAAGGAACGCCUUCUUGAUGGAGGAUUUGUAGUCCUCGGCAGCAACGCCUGUGGUCAUUCCUUCAGAGAGCGAAAGAAGAGCAACAGUGGAAGAGUUCUACCGUGUCAAUCACAUCUACCAAACAUAUGCUAUAUGGAUUUGUCUUAUACAACUUUCUUUCUCACGUUAACUGCGGUUGAUGCCUGCGGCAACGCGAAGAAGAAGAAGAAGAAGAAGGAAGAGUAUGGAAAGCUGCAGAAGGCGGAGAUGAGCAGAUGGGACUGCAUCGAGCUUCUGAAUGAGAUAGUCGACGAGAGCGAUCCGGACCUCGAUGAGCCCCAAAUCGAACACCUUCUCCAAUCCGCCGAAGCCGUUCGCCGAGACUACCCGGAUCAAGAUUGGCUUCACCUCACUGCCCUCAUCCAUGAUCUUGGAACAGUACUGAUGAACCCCACGUUCGGUGGAGAGCCUCAGUGGUGUGUUGUUGGUGGUGAUGCGUUCCCACUGGGCUGUGCAUUGGACGAAUCCAUAGUUCACCACAACUAUUUUAAGGAGAACCCACUGUUACAAACGAGAUUGGGGGUGUACACCGAGAACUGUGGGCUCGACAAUGUCACCAUGUCUUGGGGUCACGACGAGUACAUCUACCUGGUGAUGAAGGGGAAUGAGACGAAGCUGCCUCCGGCUUCCUUCUUCAUCAUGCGGUUCCACUCCUUGUAUGCGUUGCACCGAUCCGGUGCCUACACGUAUCUCAUGAACCAGCACGACAAAGAGAUGCUCAAGUGGCUCGUCGUCUUCAAGUUAGUUCUUUCUACCUCGUUCAACUGCAAUGAGCUCGUCUUCUGUAUUUUGGUAGAGUAAAAGACUCGUAACAUCUGCAAUGUGCAGCAAGUCCGAUCUCUACAGCAAGAGCAA
Musa acuminata AAA Group (dessert banana) is the source of this 1083-nucleotide messenger RNA. RefSeq names its product inositol oxygenase 2-like. Gene Ontology annotation, biological process: inositol catabolic process. Gene Ontology annotation, cellular component: cytoplasm. The transcript is spliced from 8 exons. Gene Ontology annotation, molecular function: iron ion binding; inositol oxygenase activity. Bases 109 to 1029 code for a protein of 306 amino acids. Lineage: Eukaryota; Viridiplantae; Streptophyta; Magnoliopsida; Zingiberales; Musaceae. The record is from RefSeq and is a predicted model, not a curated record.